Notodromas monacha is the source of this 5563-nucleotide messenger RNA. The record is from the annotation of a GenBank genome assembly. Lineage: Eukaryota; Metazoa; Arthropoda; Ostracoda; Podocopida; Cyprididae.
AGGGUGACAAAUUAAGACCUUAGGACGAUGUGCAUUUCUCCGCGUGCCGGCUGUAUGGCUUAAAAUCGCCGGCCAUGAUUGAGGGUAUAUAACACGAAGUGGUGGACGAGGUGGUGGAGUCAAAUCAGUCGGUCGAUCGGUCGGUGAUGUUAGGCAAGUAUCGGGGGACGAUAUCAUUUCAAUGAGAUAAGCAUACACAGCACUGUACUGUACAGCAGUACUGUGUAGGCCCAAUAAUAACACGGACACAGGCACACUCGUCGUCGUCGUGUUAUUGUUGUUGUGCGGAUAAGAUGCCGUUGGUGAAGCGCCGAGUGCAGCCGGUGCACUUGUUCCGCGCAUCGUCCUCGUCGGCGUCGACGUCGACGUCCGGUGCCAGUGCCGUGACGGACGACCGAGAAUUCGUCGUCAACUCGGGGUUCUGUGGCCUCCUGCGACAGCUGGCCCACGUCACUCUGCUGGCCGACAGCAUUUUCGCGGAGGUUUGUGACGAAGUGCGGAGUCUGGACGAGCGCAGCAAGAGUGUGGCUGACCGAAUAGACGCCGUGCACUCUGUCGCCUACAGCCUCGACGCCAAGGCCGUCGUCGUCCCCCCUUAUUAUGCGCACAUUCGUGUGCCAAAUAUCCCAUCGCCUCACGUGUGGGAGCCGAGCCGAGCCGAGCCCAGCCCAGCCGAGUCGAACCGGACCGAGCGAGAACCAGUAGGCCCGAAGGCGGAAAACGCCACGAGUCGUGUCUUCCGGUGGAUUCGAUUGUUGACGGCCCAUCCGUUGACUUCCGGUCAAACAGGCCGGCCAGCUGCCUCUUUUCCGCCGAGAGCGAGACACACAAUUGAGGUUGCGCUCUUGUUCUACGCUUUUCUGCUUGGUUGGGCGUCGUCAAACCGCCGACCGCCUGGCGUGUGUACAUGGUGCUGGUGCUGGUGGUGGUCUCCGCCAGGACAUUUAUCUCAAUCAUCAUCAUCAUCAUCACCACUGACUAGACUAUUAAUAGAUUCGGUGGAGUAUACGAAACAAGAAGACACGAACGAGGAGGAGGAGGAGUGGUGGGGAAUUUUCGGCUGGUACUCCCCGGAACUCGCAGCGAGAUUCCAGGGCGACGGCGUUUUGGUUGUUUGCCUGCUUGCUUGGCGCCAACGACUCUCGACUGUAGAUGACGGUAAAUCCGUUUGGGAAAAUCGCGGGGAAUCUCAUUCCUCAGCCCCCACCGUUGCUGAAAGUUCGUUGGAAGAGUUCAGCAAACGGAAGCAGCACUUUAAGGGCAGCUGGCGGAAAUUGGAAGCCGAAAGCAACGGGUCGAACCCGAGGCUGGACUUGUUCCGAGACGACGCAAGCGAGUUGCUGGACAUUGAAACUCUCAAGCCGGCGUGCUUCGACCAGUUGCCGGACUGGGAGCCGGGUCUCGACGACGUGCUGGACGGCGUCGGUGGCGGCCACCGGGUCGCCGUCAGUGGCGACGACGAUGUGUCAGAUUCCGGCCAUUCCCUCGACUGUGUCGUAUGCAAAUUGCCGACGCCGCAGGACAGACUCAGGGUACUGGUGCACAAGUGCCCGCCUGACGACGUCUUCGUCGACAUCAGUGGCACCGGCUUCGACAGAAUGACGGAGUUUCGACGGUCGCUGAUCCACUUUGACUACUGCAAGCGGAAGAAGAAGCGACGGCGGAGACGGAGAAACACGAUUGCCGGCGACGAAGCCGUCGGAAGUGAUGCCGACCAGCACCGAGUCGACGGAGGUCAAGCGAAGCUGAAAAGUCAGAAAACCAGGUCAACCAGAGACGGCACUUUAUUGCGACGACAGGUACGAUCAAUCGGCGAAGUGGAGCUGACGAGGGAUUCGGCCUCGGAACUUGGAGUCGCCGUGCUAGUCCACGAACACCCGCCUCAACCAGCAGUACCUCCAUCGCCGCCGCCGCCAUCGUCGACGUCUUUGUUGUUGUUGGAGAGCAAAGUCCGCCCUUCCGCCGCCGUCAUCGGGGACGACGGCGCCCGAAGCAGUUCCGGCGCCUGGACUGGCUCGGGCUCGGCCGACAGCGACGUGAGUGCCCACACUUCGGUCGAGUCCGAGGCGGCGCCACCACCACCACCACCACCACCACCACUGCCACAUCUGUCGCUGUCAUCACACUCGACGCGGAAACCGCUCGACGACGUUCCGUUUAUUGACGACGGCCACAACGACGACGACGACGCUGACGAGCAAUCGUCCGUCUACUCCUGCGACACUGAGGGCUACUACACGUCGUUCCACGUGGACACUGGCAUCAGUAAAUCCGUCGCCGCUCCUCCUGCCGCCGUUUUUGGUCACGCCACCCAUGCCACUAACUCCCGUGGCCCAAAGAAGGUGCCGCCUCCUCCCCCCAAGCGGACUUGCUCUCUGGAACGCCACUCGUCCACUCGGAGCGCCAAUAAUAAUAAUUCGAACCCCAAGAGCAACCGCGACAGUCUGGUGACCGUGAUCGACGUGAGCAUGAGCCCGACUGCGAGUCCCAACAUGAAGAUGAACAUGAACAUGAGCAUGGACAUGAAUGCUGAGACCACCAGCAAUAAUGUCAACGACAGUGUGGAAAGCGGGCCACUCGAGCUGUCCGACUUGGACACCCCCGCCCGCGUGGACGACUUCAAGUCCAAGACCAGCAUGACGGCUCACCGCAUCCCGUCGCUGUGUGCCAUCACUCCUACGCCUACACCUACACCGACGCCGCCACACAGCGACGACGACGAUAGCAACAACAACAACAACAAGAGGGCGUCGACGACGACGUCGUCGUGGCUGGGAGACGGCUCUAUCCCAGACCUGGUGCCCAAGCAGCCCGUGAACAAUGUCUCCGACCCGUCUUCUUCCUCCUCUGCCGCAUUCCUCCUGCUGUCAUCUGCAUCACGGACGCUUCCAUUCCCCGCGACGGCGGCGGCGGCGAAACACAUCGUGAAGGCGUCCGUGUCGCCGUCCAACUCGCUGGAACGGCGUCGCGGAGGAGCGCGGGUCACGUUGGGGGCCAAUGGGGAAGUGGUGCAAUCGACGGGAAGUCUGACGAGACCCGGCAACAGCAGCAGCAAUGGCACCAGCAUUGGGGUGUCUAAUGCGGGGGGUUAUUGCAAUACCAGCAGUAAGGGGGUUACCAUCGCUACUGCUGUUGGGGCUGUGAAGACGUCUCUGGAGUCGGCGUCGGCGUCGACGUCAUCAACGUCGGUGUCGAGCAGUGACACGCUCAAAGACGACGACGGCAACACUCCAGACUUGUUGUUGGACAAGGAGACUGAUAAAAGCCUGGGUUGCAAGGGUAGUGGGGGGAAGGUCUUUCGAAUCGAGCCUGUCAAGUCUACGAGCAUCAGGGCCAUGCCGCUUUUCAGAGGCGACAUUCGCGACAGAGGAGCAGUAGCAUCCGCCGCCCAGAAGCAGUUGCUGAUGGACGCCCCUCUGAAGAGUCAAGUGGCGGCCAGCCUCAAGACCGACGGCUACGUGGUCCGCAGCCUGGUCAAGUCGCCGCCGCCGGGCGUCUACCAGAAGCUGGCCCGCGAACACGAGUCCAGGUCGACAGGGCUGGCGACGUCGAGUAGUCCCACGACUGCCUCCUCCACCAGCACCACCACCACGGUCGACCAAUUUCGCACCCUGUCGCAGAGCAUCGGCGUCCCGACAACCCUGUGUCCACUGAGAGGGUUCCCUCACCACCAGCAGCAACAGCAGCAGCAGAGGCACCACUUUUUGUCUUCAGCUGCACCUGGUGCAUCGUCGUCCAAGUCCUUUCAGCCGACACAACCCCCGAGGCUAUUUACAGACGCCGAUUACGGCUUCGGCACCACCAAUAAUAAUAAUAACAAUCGAAGCGUCGAUAAUGCCUGUACUGACGCCUCCAGCACCUUAUUGACGCCGGAGUCGCCCAAGAACGACGUCUCCGAUUCCUUCUUUGCGCCGCUGCAUUCCUCGACGCCGACGUCGACGGCGACGGUUUUCGCCAAGUUGUCAACAUCGACGACGACGGCAACGAAUGACGGGAAUGUGUCGAGUGCGACGACGAGUCCCGAGUCGACGCGAAGUUCGAGUCCGUGUUCCCUGGGUUCCACUGGCAGUUUCGACUUUGAAUUCCGCGGCGGCGGCGGUCGGAGGAAUUCUUGGGCGCAUCCCGAGUUCGGGACACAUGCGCAGCAGCAGCAGCAGCAGAUGCAGAUGCAGAUGCAGAUGCAGCAUCGGUUUCCAGUUGGUAGUGGGCAAUUGCAAUCCGCAAGUCUGCCACGAUUCGUCUCGCCGAGUCAGCAGCAGCAGGCCAAUAAGAGGAUGAGUUGGGCGGCAGGAACCAAGGCCACGGUAGGAGGGAACAGCCCGGGAACCUCGCUGCAAGACUUCAAGAAACUACUCGCCAAACACGGGCCGAACAUGAACCAGAAGGUCUCUGCUGUCGAACUUUUGAAGUACAAACCACCGAGUCAGCCGAUCGUCGGGGACCCGAGGAACAAGCAGAGGCUCUUGUCCAUCGCGUCUCGCAUGGGAUUGCGUUCAGCUUCCAAGUUUCGACCCCCGAAAACCGACGUGCUUUCCUGCACGAUCCCCGAGGACGAAUUCGAAGUAUCUCCAAACAGUCCCAUCAAACUCCAGGUCUCCUCAGAAAAGUUGCAACAGGCCUCGCACAGCGACGACACCCUGAACAACAACAACAACAACAGCAACAACAAUUCUACCACAACAACUGAUGAGCACUCAGUCACGUUGGACAGUUUGUUGGAGUCGUCUCUGGACGAGGACCUCGGCUCAGGGACAGCAGUCGACAGCAACAGCGGUGGUGGCAGCGGAAACUCGUCAGCCGUGUCGAGUCGGUCGUCCAGUGCCACCGACGAUGUUGUCAACGGCAACUUUUCCAACAUCAAGGACGACUCGGAUGAGGAGAAGGUUUCAUUCGAGACCCACUUGUAGCAGGGUAAACAUAAAACAUUGCUGAUUUCGUUCUGCUUUGCUUCUGUUGUUGUUGUUGAUGAUGAUUUUGCACGGGUCUAUUAAAUCGAGAGACGAUGUUCUUGUGCAGCAUGUGCGCGGGAACGAAAUAAUUUUGACAAGCACCUGUUUCCUUUCGGGGCGAAAGGUCAGUUUGACAACAGGUAGAGUUAUGGUAGAACGAAAACGAAAAAAUUGACGGAAGAAGCAUGCAGAUGAUGGUUUUGCUGCCUUCGGGAUCGUAGCUUUUCUUGAUCGACGCGUUAUCUUGCUGCAUUGCAGAAAUGAAAUGUCGUCAUCGUUCAUUGUUGUUGAUGAUCCGACUGUGUUCCGACGAUGAUUAGAGAAAUGCCUCCUUUUUUUAUUGAUGACCGUGUGUGUCUUCCCGCAGUCAAUAUCAAUCGAGUCAUUCAUUCGCUCUCUGAUGCCUUUUCCAAAAGAUGCUUCCGUCGAAUACGGUUUCUUUUUUUCUUUUUUUUUGGCUUGAAAAUUGAUCCGAGUUGUGAGUCAAUGAAUGGACGAAAUGUUUUUGUGCUGGGUUAUUUUUUGCAGCUCGGGAAACCUGUGCAGGACAUUCGUCUUCAAGUGUUUGAAAUGUGAGGAUACAUGCAGUUGUUGUCUUUUUUUGACUGAGCAAA